UUUUGAAUGCCACAGUGCCUCCUUGGCAAAAGCAAAAGAACAUUCACAAGAAUGGAGAGCGGUGGUUCCAUUUCCUGUAGAGGACUCAGAUGCAGGAAGUGAAUCUGAUUGUGAUGAUUUAUGUCUUGAGGUGGAAGCAAAAGAAGAACAUAGCUAUUGUAGCAGAUGUCCUACUGAAAUCGAUAUACAGGACAACCUCUAUGGACCUGACACAAAUUGUUACCCAAACGUGCAUACAUCUGAAAAAUGCAGAAAAGAUGCUAGCUUUAGCCAGCACGAGUAUGAUUCGGACAGCAGACAUACAGCUAUGGAGCACAAGAAACUCAUGGAUUUGUGUCUGCCAGUUUCCACCACACAGGAAUCAGGUUUGAUCACUGGCAGUCUUUCCAACACUAAAUGCAUCACAUUAAAAAUGCCUGUAAACAAAAGGACAUCUGACACAGCUUGCACUGUUAGCCAGUCAUACAAUUAUCAUCUUCAUUCUCACUGCCCAACACAGGACACACACAGACCUACCGAUUACAAAUACUCUCAGCCUGGCCGCUCUCAUCUUUCAGAUGAGUCGAGUGAUGAGGACAAGCCUGAUUCUUUUGGUCAAAGUCCCAAAGAGCACACCUUUCUCCAAGAGUCUACAGAACAGGUUCUCUUGGACACAAAUAUUAAACCUGCUGAGCUGCCUGUGUCCUGUAAACAUAGAUCUGACACAGAAGACAAAGAGGUUAGAAGGGACAGAGCUGAGUCUGCUAUCAGGAAUCAUGAUAAAUCACCAAGUAAUGAGGGGCCAUCUGUGACAUGGACUGAGAUGAAAAAAAUCAGAAAAAGGUCUAAAUUUGAGGGUGAGAGCUUAGAUAAAACUAAAGGAAAGACAAAAGUCCUGAAAAAAUCUGUGGCUGUGGAGGUUUCCAACCCUAAUGAGGGUGAGAGCAAGAUCAUCCCCUGGCCAGGUUGUUCAUCUCUAUGUGAACCAGACUGUGUUCAAGCCUCCGUGCCAUCCACUUUGUCUGCAGGCAUACCUUCCACCCUUUCAGACGGCAUGCCUAAAGAGAGGUCAUCUCAUCUGUCAUCUCCUACUCACCAACCUUUCCAGUGCUCUCUAUGUGAUCGUUCCUUUAGCCAGCGAGGCUCUCUGAACAGACACAUGCGCAGCCACCUUGGCGUCCGGCCCUUCCCCUGCCCGUGCUGCCCUAUGACCUUCUCACGCCAGUACCGUGUCACAGAGCACAUGCGAGUUCAUCAGCGCGGUGCUCUUGGGAAUGACUUUCAAAAGCCUACUGACUCUUCUCUCAGAGACGAGAAUUAGCCACAUAGCUGAAAUUUGUAACUGAAAAAUGGCAUUAAUAAUUAAUUAAUUAAUUAAUGUCUGGUUUGUGGAUGCAGUCCUUUGUAAUGAUAAACACUGAGUAUUAUUCACGAUUCCUACAGUUUUUAAAAGUUUGGAAUGAUCUUUUAACUUUUUUUUUCUUUGAUUUAAACUUUUAAAGGUAGCAUCACUAGACACAAUGACACGGUUUGCAGUUUCUUGCGAACUUUCUGAAAUCUGAAAUUUCUUUUUUAUAGUUGGUGUAAAAUUUAGAUCAGAUAAAUGCCUUGAUUGUUGAAACGUUUACUACACCAAUGACUAUUGGCAGCUUUUAUCAGUGAUUAAAAAAAAUGCUGUAAUGUAUUUGGAAAUGCAACUCUUGCCCUGCACAUACAACAGACAAAAGCAGUUAGUCGACAACAUGGGAACUCAUGAGCUGUUUAGCAGCUCCAGAAGCUUGUAUUUCCUACCAGAAAUAUAUUUAGAUCAAGACCAACAUGAAAUAUCUUUCAUGAAAAGUUCUCAGUUUACAAGAUCAUGAAUGAUUUGACAAUACGAUCAUUACAGCAUAUUUUUUUUGGCCAGUAGCUACCAUAAAACCUGUAUAAAAAUGGUGCGGUCUCUCCUUAUACAUCUUUUUACCUGCUGAUUGUAAACCCCAGCAGAAGUGGUAUAUUAUAACAGUGAUUGUGAUAAUAAUGUCCAUCAUCUUUUAUUGUUUUUGUUUUAUUUUUUGUCAUUAAUCUGCAUACAGAUACAUCUUCUCGUUUUACUUUAAAGAUUAUUUUUGCUUGUUAGCUUAAAGUUGUUAGCCUUUUUUUUUGUUGUAUUUACAUGCUGACUUCAUUCCAUUUAGCACAGUAGUGUACCUGUAUUCAGUUGACGCUUCUACAGUACUUUGCGUAUCAGUACUUGUGCUCUUAGCUGAAGUUCAUGUUCGGCCUCGUCUAUACCAAAGUACUUUUAGGAAGUUUAUGGGACAUUUUCAUGUUUCAUGAAGCUCCCGCUAUGUUGCCUGAAUUGCUGUCCUAAAAUGAACAUAGAUCCAUUUGUUGAUGUUGCAUUAUAUUUGUACAUUUUGGUAAAGUACUAAUAAAUAAUUGAACAAAU
Molecule: messenger RNA, 2410 nt
Organism: Melanotaenia boesemani (Boeseman's rainbowfish)
Lineage: Eukaryota; Metazoa; Chordata; Actinopteri; Atheriniformes; Melanotaeniidae
Product: RB-associated KRAB zinc finger protein-like
Exons: 2
Coding region: 308-1300 (330 amino acids)
Biological process (GO): regulation of transcription by RNA polymerase II
Cellular component (GO): nucleus
Molecular function (GO): DNA-binding transcription factor activity, RNA polymerase II-specific; RNA polymerase II cis-regulatory region sequence-specific DNA binding
Source: RefSeq, a predicted model, not a curated record